AUGGCAAAGACUUGCGUUAUUUGCGGCGGCAACGAGGAAGCUGAUGGCAACACGCUUAUCGAAGCUCCAUGCCAGCGACACUGGGUUUGCACCGACGAUGUCACCAGUUUCUUCGAACGCGCAACUGAGAACGAGAGCCUCUAUCCACCCAAGUGCUGCGGCCAAAUUUUCCUCCUCGACCUGUACGACGGCUGUGUCCCAUUCGAUGUUCAGUGGGCGUACCAGAUGAAAGAGCAGGGCGAGUACUCUGUGCUGGCCAAGUACCGUGUCUACUGCGCAAACCCUCCUUGCUCAAAGUUUCUCAGCCCGGCUACGCAUGUGAAAGACCCGAUUGCCGACGUCAGCUAUGCCAUCUGCGUGGACGAUGGCUGUGGUAAAUUCACCUGCACGACCUGCAAGGCACUCCUGGAUGGAGUCGAAGGACACAUCUGCGAGCAGAACGAAGACGAAAAGAAGUUCAGGCAGACAGCGACCGAGAGAGGCUUCCAAGAGUGCCCGACCUGCGCCUCUACAAUCGAGCUCGCUGAGGCGUGCAACCACAUCAUCUGCGAGUGUGGUGCCGACUUUUGCUACGUCUGCGGCGAGUCAUGGCCAGGUAUGCACGGCUGCCCGCACUACGGUCCUGCGAUCUACGACGAAGAGGGCUACAACCAGGACGGAUACCACAGAACCACUGGCCUCAACCGCGAGGGCCUCACGCGCCCCGAGCAGACACGCUUCCACACCAUCGGAGAUGAUGAUGAGGACGAGAGCGAUGAAGAGGGCGAUCCUGACGACCAUCACCUUGUCCUGCAGCACGUCGACGCUGCUGUUCGCGCCGUGUUUGCAGCACUUCCACACCAGGACCGUGAGGCAUUUCUGAUGAAUCUGCAAGUCCAGCUCUUCGAGGAACGCGGCAUCACCUUCCCACCUCUUGACGAAGACGGACGCGGUGAUGAUGGCAGCCUGGACGACAGUGACGUCGACGGAGAUAAUGAAAACCCUGACCCCGAGCACAGCCUUCACGAUAGCGAUUGGGAAGUGGAUGGAGACAGUGAUGAGGAAGAGCAGAACAACGUUCGACCUGACGGCGACGCCGACGAGGAAGGACAGGACAAUGCACCCUCCUUGCCCGCGAUCACUGCAACUCCAGGUGACCUGAGCGAAUCUAUCAGCGCACUAAUUGAUGAAAUCGAUGGCGCUGAAGAAAGUCUCGGUGCCGUCAUGCAAGGCAUGGAGGGGUUUCGGAGUGGUGCAUCAUCUUCAGUUGGUACUCGAGACGACGAUUCGCCAGGGACUCCCAUGGACGUGGAUCCGGUGGAGGAAGGGACGGACAAGCAGCGUGAGCCUUGGCUGAGAACGCCAGGCUCGUGGCCAGAUGAUGAUGGAUUUUAG
Messenger RNA from Didymella exigua CBS 183.55, 1374 nucleotides. RefSeq lists its product as uncharacterized. The record is from RefSeq and is a predicted model, not a curated record. Lineage: Eukaryota; Fungi; Ascomycota; Dothideomycetes; Pleosporales; Didymellaceae. Bases 1 to 1374 code for a protein of 457 amino acids. Gene Ontology annotation, molecular function: ubiquitin conjugating enzyme binding; ubiquitin protein ligase activity; zinc ion binding. Gene Ontology annotation, cellular component: cytoplasm; ubiquitin ligase complex. Gene Ontology annotation, biological process: positive regulation of proteasomal ubiquitin-dependent protein catabolic process; protein polyubiquitination; ubiquitin-dependent protein catabolic process. The transcript has 3 exons.